UGCAUUAGACACAUUAAUCUAUUCAUACACUCAAUGCAUUGCCAGUUAGAAUCAGGAGUAAGUGAGCAACAGCUAAGCCCUCAACAGCAAUGUUAAAUUCAUAAAAUGAGAGCUUCCAACAUGAACGAUUUGGUGACUAAAUCUUAUUUAUAUAGUUUCUAUACAGUAUGUGUGUCAGCCAUUUCAACAACAGGCACUUGAUAAAAAUCCCAUUCCAGUCCAUGGGCAUUAAUAUGGAGUUGGAGAUGUCUAUAGCAUACUCUGAGACAAUAAAUGUAAUAUAAAUUUUACCAAAACAGCAUGAAAAUAUUUUUAUUCAAACGCAAUAAUAAAAAGUCAGCCUAAAGAUGUCUAAAGCUUUGCUAGCUAAGUGUGAAUUCCUCAUACAUUUUAUGAGUUUAGAUCAAGUUAGAUCAAGAAACAUAAGCCUAUUCAUUGCAGUUUGUAAUCAGAUACCAGCUUUCAAAAUGUCCGCAAUGCUCCUGUGCUCACUUUUGAGAGUAACCAGGUUUAAAAUGCUAGAAUAUUACAUGCAAGAGAGAAACAAAUUUCAGUUGUUUCAGAACUAUGUAUAGUAUAAAGUGUGAAAACUUCACCAAGGUUUUCCCAGGUUGCAGCACAUAUAUUACAUACAAUUUUAAAAAGAGAAAUAAAGAAAAAAAAAUAAAUUUCUUUAUCAAAACCACAGACCAAAUCACAUGAUACAAUUUAGAUGAUAUUGCUUGAAAUUAUGACCAAAACAUCUCCAAUUAAUCUUUUACAGCGAGUUCUCUCUAGUCGGCUGACACUUUACAGUGAAUCUUUAGCCAGGAGGAAAUUUCUUACUUUUAUCACACAGAGCAAAGGUUCUUUAUGUAGCUCAGGUCCUUGAAGAACUAUUUCAACACUCUAUAUUCCAGAGUCACCACUCUCUGCCUGUUACGUUAUCAGCUUAAGGGUAAAUGAUCAUGAUGGUGAAAGAGGUGGUCUUGCUGUGGACAGUGGCUCUAUGGGCAGCUUCAGCUGAAAUGCUGGUGAAUGACAGCAAUAAGACACUGGCAAAUAUUCCUGCCACCUACUAUGCAAACAUAACCCAUUUAAUCCUUCAACACAACUGCAUUGUGAUGAACAGCUCGGACACACAGACUUUGAGAAACUACUCCAAACUGACAGAGCUGGACCUCUCAUACAACCUCAUAGUGCAGCUGCCUGAUGGAGCUUUUUCUGCUCUCAGCAGUCUGGAAACUCUCCGUUUAACUGGGAAUCAACUACAAACGAUAAGGAAUGAGACUUUCACAGAUUUGAAGAAACUCAAGACACUGGAUCUGGCAGAGAACCCAUUGAAUUGCACGCAGGAGUUACUGACGCUCAUGAAGUGGUUGAAUGAUGCGGGACUGCAGACAGGACCAAAUGCCACCUGUGCCACUCCAGAGAACCUGGCUGGAAAAAGAAUCCUGGAUGUGCUCAAAACAUCCACAACACAGCUGCCUCCAGUGACAAGCAACACAGUCACUACUACAAAAACCACUUCUACUUCUACUACAGUCAUGUCUUCUACAAAAGCAUUUAUUACCAUCCAAAGUCCACCACGUGGAACGUUGACCACAGUAAGCAGCCAGAACGUUUCAAGCAAAGACACUCUGAUUGAAGAUGAACAAAAUGGCAAGCCAGUGGUGACCAACAGCUGGAAGUUCCUCACUGGAGUGAUCGUGAUCAUUCUCUGCACAUCCAUGGUCAUCGUUUGUGCGGUCAAAUCGCCCACCUGGUACAAGAUGCUCUUCGACUACCGACACCAGAGGCUGCACGAAGCCGAGGAGCCCAGUAUCUUUAACACGGGCCGCUACUCCAACUUCAGCCUGGACACGGAGCAGACGGAGACCAGUGCUCAUGAGCUGGACCAGGGCCUUACAGAGCCAGCCGAGGAUGAGGACGGCUUUAUAGAGGAUGGCUACAUUCAGCCUGAGGACUACAAGGAGCAUGUUGACGUUGAUGAAGUAUAAACUGAGUGACCUCGCUAAAGGGGGGACAAUGACUGAUGUGACUGUUUAAGGUUUAAUUAAAAAGCAUGCAUAAACAGGUCCAUUUGAGGCAUGCUAAGCAGAAGACAGAAGUCUGUAUGUGCAAACAUACAAGAAGCCGCCACUGUAGAAAUGCGUGUAGAAACCAAAUGUGGUGAAAGACAGGAAUCUUUCUUUCACAAACCGUACAAAUCCUUGUUGCCAUCUUGUGACUAUUAUUCUUUCCAGUGAAACCCCUACACUUAUUCGUUUAUUACAGAACAAGCUUCACAGGUUCUGAAAGUAAACUUUUAUCACUUUUUGAUUAAUCAUUUUCCCCACCUCGUCUACAGGCUUGCAGCACAAACAGCAUCACUGUUUAAAUGUGUGUCAGAAAUAGUCAUGACAGAGCUUAAACGUUGUACAAGUUGUUCCUAUGCAUCUUUUUUAAAGCACAAUGAAGUUAGACUGUCAUUAACAAGCUGUGAACUUAAACCUGUGGUUUAAAUCUUUAACCACACUGUACAGCUGACAUCUGGGAUUUAUAAACUCUUUAUACCACAGCACUGCUGAACUGUCUAAUCCGACUGGUCCGAAGAUGUUGAUUAAUCUUCUCUAAUAGCAACUUUGACAGUAGUUUCAGCAGCAAGGUGUCAUUUCCAUAGUGACGGCUCAUUCAAUUGGACGUGUAUGGUGGACACUCCACAUAAUUAAUAAAGAUUAAUAUAAUUAAUAAAGACUAAACGUGCUGUUAUCUAACAAAGAUAAAUAUAAAAUUGUGGAUAUGGUGACAUUUUUUGUAUGGAGAUGUUUACUUAACGUUCGCCUUACGCUUUCCAGUUUCUCAGUAACAUGAUAAGCUGUGGGGUUUUUUGUUUGUUUGUUUGUUUGUUUUUUGUCUUGUUAAUGGACAUAUAAAUGGUUUAAAAGUAUGUCCUGUCAUUUAAUUAAUAAAAAAAAUGAUAAUUUUUGGCUAAAAGGAAUAAAACACAUUGCGAAGCCA
Pangasianodon hypophthalmus (striped catfish) is the source of this 2979-nucleotide messenger RNA. Its product is annotated as leucine-rich repeat-containing protein 19. The record is from RefSeq and is a predicted model, not a curated record. Bases 942 to 1979 code for a protein of 345 amino acids. The transcript is spliced from 5 exons. Lineage: Eukaryota; Metazoa; Chordata; Actinopteri; Siluriformes; Pangasiidae. Gene Ontology annotation, cellular component: plasma membrane. Gene Ontology annotation, biological process: interleukin-8 production; positive regulation of non-canonical NF-kappaB signal transduction. Gene Ontology annotation, molecular function: signaling receptor activity; protein binding.